Molecule: messenger RNA, 3878 nt
Organism: Drosophila ficusphila
Lineage: Eukaryota; Metazoa; Arthropoda; Insecta; Diptera; Drosophilidae
Product: zinc finger CCCH domain-containing protein 18
Exons: 6
Coding region: 463-3519 (1018 amino acids)
Molecular function (GO): metal ion binding
Source: RefSeq, a predicted model, not a curated record
UGAAAAAGAAAACCGAAAAAUUAAAAGUUUUAAUUGUACAAAUGUAACAGUAACAAAGUAAAAGUCAAAAGUCAGUAAGUGAAAAAGUGGUUAAAGUUGUUCAGUAAAUCCGAUUUCGGUCGCGAAAAGUGCGAAAAAGUCCGCAAAAGUCCAAGCAAAAAAGUCAAAUAAUUAACUCUCUCCUGCGUGUGCGUCUGUGUGUGUGCGUGUCCUUAACUGUGUGUGUGAGGGGGAGAGAGCGGGAGAACACAAAGAAUUUUUCCAAUUGCUCACAGACUCUCUCUCUCUCGCUCUCUGUUGUCUCUCUCGUUCGCGUCUAAAAAUUAAUUAAAAAUAAUGUAUAACCAACAAUUAAACAGUUGCACACACACAAUAUAAUCAAAAAUUAAAAAGAUAAAUGCUUAUAAAAGAAAUGAAGAAACGCCAAGAAACGAGUUGCCCGCAUCGGCGUAAGGCGAACCCAUGGUCAUCGACAUGGAAUCAGACGAUUCUCGUGCCAGUUCGCCGUCCAAUUCAUCGGAGUCGCGUUCGAAUUCGCCCACCAAUGACAAGGAGGAGGUUGCUGCCGAUCAGGCCGAGGAAUCGGUGGGCGGAGGCGCCACAAUGGAUCGAUCCGUUCGAGCGGCCUCCACCAGCAGCUCGUCGUCGAACUCGAGCUCCAGUUCGAGUCGCAGUGAGUUGUCCAAGAAGCAGAAGAAGAGCUCGAGCAGCAGCAGUGGCAGCGGCAGUGGAAGCAGCUCUUCGAGCGGUUCCUCGAGCGAGGACGAGCCCGAUCAGGAGCAGGACCGCCAGGAGCAACCGUCCGAGCAGCAGCAGCACCUCCAGCAGCAUCACCAGCAGCAGCAGCUCCACCGAAACGAACCUGAACCAGAGCCUGAAGCGGAUCGCGAAUCGCCUGCUGCUGUAACAGAGUCGGCGGAGUCGGUGGAGCAACCCGGUUCCCCCAGUGCGAAAUCGCAGCCCAGCUCGUUCCUCUCCUCCGUUCGCAGCCGGAGCAACAGUCCCCAGCAGCAGCUGUACAACCAGGCGGCCGUGGAUCUGAACAUCAGCCACGAGGACCUGAGCGAUGUGAGCGACAUCGAGGCGGAGGAGAAGCAGGCACCGGCCAAGAACUCCUCGCUGCAUCCGGCGGACGAGGACGAGGAUGGCGCCAUCUCCAAUGACUCACUGCCCGGCUUGGGCGAGGAGGACGAGUUGCGGCGGCAGCAGCAGGAGGUCAAGCAGAACGGCAGGACGACCAGCGGGGAUGAGGAGAAGGCUUCCGCCAAGGAGACCAAACAGCCCGACGAAGCAUCCAAUGGACGAGUGCCUGCGUCCGCCAUGGAGGAGGACUUGGUGAAGACGCACGACGACGACGCCCUGGACUUCGAGGCGGAGGAGGGCGAGUGUCCGGAGCCGGUGAAGGAGAAGCCGUCGGAGAGCAAAGCCAACGAAACAAACCUAGCCAAAGGCACGGCCAAAAAGGCGCAGGACGACGACGACGACGAGGAUGACGGCGAGGUGGAUGGCGACGAGGACGACGACAGCAUGGACAAGGAAAAGCGCAAGGACAACGGCAACGGCAGCCUGGAGGAGGGCGAGGAGGGCAAGGACGCCAAGGACAAGACGGCGGCGGCGGCGGCGGCACUUAGCAAGCGGAAAAAGGACGAGGAGGAGCUGGAGGAGGGCGAGGUGUCCGACGAGGAUGAGAAGCGGCCGGAGGAGACGGAACCGAAGCCGGUCUGCCGCUUCUACACGCGCGGCCAGUGCACCUGGGGCAUGAGCUGCCGCUUCCUGCAUCCGGGCGUCACGGACAAGGGCAACUACACGAUGUUCGAGAGUCUGGUGCGCUCGGUGCCCAUCCAGGGUGGCUCGGCGGGAGCGGGAGCCUCCGGAGCGGGAUCCUCGGCUGCAGCUGCAGCUCGAGCGGGAGCCGGCGGCGCCUAUGGCUCGCAUGCUGCGGCGGCGGCGGUGGGCGGCGACUAUCACGAUUAUCGGAACGAGCGACCGCCGCUGCACCAUCGGCCGGCGCUGCUCCAUGCGCCCAGUAUUUACGGCGGCCACGUGCACGACUCCCGUCCACUGCUGCCCGACGGACCCGUCGUCGUGGAGAACGCCUGGGAGCGCGGCCUGCGCACCGCCAAGGAGAUGAUGCGCAAGGCCAACAAGCGCAAGGAGCAGGACAUGGACUUCGAGGACAAGAAGAUGAACCUCACGCUCUCGCCCGACGAAAUGGAGAAGGACCCGUACUACCUCAAGGAUCGCGGCGGCAGCAGUGCCCGCUCGCCGCCCCCGCCCUCGACGUCCGCUCGCGAGCAGCCACUCAAUCCGCUCAGCCUGCCGCCGCUGCCGAUGCACCCGCAUGCGGUGCCACACGCCAGUCCGCGCAGCCUCCUGCCCCUGCAGUACUCCGUCUACGGCCCGCCGCCGGAUCGCUACGGCCGCCAGUACAUGCCGCCGCAGUACGAGGACGUGGACGCCUACGGAAGGAUGGCGCGUUACCGCGAACUGCCGCCCCACCGGAUGCCGCACUACGAGGACGACCGGCGGUUGCGGCCCGCCCGCGAGGUCAUCGUGCAGCGGGUGGAGGCAGCCGGCCGGGGCGACGAGUGGAGCGACCCCUGGAUGAGAUCCAAGUCGAUGGGUCGGGGAUCCUACGACCGGGACGACCGGAGGCGAAGGGACAGGCGCAGCUACAGCAGCAACUCGUCGUACUCGACGUCGAACAGCUCGCAGAGCGACUCCAGCUCGGACUCGUCGCGGUCGAGCAGUCCGUCGGAGCACAAGCGGCGCUACGGCGGCAGUGGCAGUGGGCACAAGUUGGCCGCCGCCUCCGCCUCCUCGAGACGACAUGCUGGCCGGACGGCCCGAUCGCCCAGCCAGAUACCGCGUCGACCCAGGCACUCUUCCAAAGGGAGCUUGUCGCCCUCGUACAAGCGACCCGCUUUGGAGAAGCGCGGCGGCGUAGGCCACAGUCCCGCCUCCAAGCGAAAGAAGCUCUCCUCGCCGGCGCCCAAGAAGUUUGACAAGUUGAGACGUCGCCGCAGUUCCAGCUCUUCCGACUCAGACUCAUCGGAUACCUCGUACUCCGAAUCGGAGUCGGGCUCCUCGUCGUCGGACAGCUCGUCGGGAUCGAGGGACACGCCCCAGAAGCGAGUGAGGGCCACCGACAAGGCGCUCAAUGAGCGAAAGCUUAUCAAGAAGCCCGCUGAACAAGCAACCAAGAAGCGUUCGCCCAUUUCCAUUGAGAUUAAGAAAACGUCGAACAUGGUGGGUGUUUCGGCGCUGGCCUCACCCAACAACUCAGCCGACUCCGACAAGGAGAAGGAGCACGGCAAUGGCAAUGGCAAGGACAAGGAGAAGGACCACAGCAAGGACAAGGAUAAGGAUAUCAAGGAGAAGGACCACAGCAAGGAUAAAGAGAAAGACGGCGGCGGCGGCAAGGACAAAGACGGCAAGAAAUCGCGCAGAGAAGAGCUACUCAAGCAGCUGCGGGCCGUCGAGGAUGCGAUCGCCAAGAAGCGCUCCAAGCUAAACUGAUCCAACUGGUUACUGUCGUCUGUCGUCCUCGUUGCAAUCCUCUUCCUCUCCCCCAUCGAUCCCUAUUGGAUCCCCACCCAUACAUGCCCCGAUCGGAAUCAAUUCUUAGUGUUUACGCAACAUUCGCAUCGUAUUCAAUAUUGCCUUGGCCCAUCUGCAGCCACUCAAUGCAAUAUCCAAUUCAAUGCAUUUAGGUUUAAGAAUCAUUAUGUCCCUUUUUUUCCUUCCUUCCCCUGACUAUCGCCAAUGAUGGAGCAUUAAAUACUAUGUUUAUAAUAGAUUAUAAAAAAAAGCCAACACACACUGACUAUGUGAAAUAUUCAUCAAAAUUACAUUGAAAAGUAAAGUUUAAUUUCGAA